ACUCCCAGUAUGACCGAGAGCACAGCUGCUGUGACAACAUCAGGUCAUUCUCUUACAACCACCUUCCAUAUACCUUCAAGUCAACAUUACCAAGAAGAGCAUUCACCAUCAUUGUCAGGAUCAGAUUCUCUUCUUCAAAUAACCACUCCUGUGGUGGCUUCAACUGUAGGUAACCCAAAUCAGCAUUCAGCAACAAUGUCAACACCAGCUAUUCAUGUCUCAACUUAUCACACGGCCCCUACUGAAGUGUCUGCUGCGUUUGAAGAACAGCCUGUCUCACCACACAUUGGAGGAAUGCCGUCACCAAUUCAACACGAUUUUCCUGCACUAGUGAUGAUACUCAUAAUUUUGGGCGUGAUGGCAGGGAUUAUCGGAACUAUCCUUCUUAUCUCUUACUGUAUCAGCCGAAUGACAAAGAAAAGUUCAGUUGACAUCCAAUCUCCUGAGGGUGGUGACAACAGUGUGCCUUUGAGUUCUAUUGAGCAGACUCCUAAUGAAGAGUCCUCCAAUGUUUGAAAGACCUCAAGGAAAACAAGACUUCAAUCAAUGGGAAAAAUAAUCGGCUGUGUCAGUAAAUUAUGUACCUUCCUGAGCUACACCAUUGUAAGAAGAAAAUGCCACCUUUGGAGUCUGUGAUUCACUAUGGGGAUGGGGAAACUCUGUUAAUUAAUAACUGAUGAUGAACAAGAGCUUCCUUGUAUGCUUGAUUUUGCUCGCAGAAAUUUUUGUAACUGCUUGACUAGAUAUUUUACUCAAAAAUUUCAAUUGAGUUUGUGUGCCGUCCUUUAAGGCUGAUGUAUUCAACUCUGUUAUGGUUUGUUCCUGGUGACAUCACAGAAGGGCUUUUACUGUCUCCAUGAAAUCCAAGAUUCCUCAUCGCUUCAACCCCAGAGCCCAUUUUUAUUUAAUUUAAGUAAAUUAAAAGACCAGUAAGUCUUCCCGUGUUCUUCCUUGCCAGGCAGGCAGCACACAGCUCUCUUACUGGGAAGGAUGCUUUGCCAACACUCAGAAAUGCCACAAACAUAAAUGUAUGUAAGGACACUCACAGCCCUCAUUCAGUGUGUAAGUCAAUACAAAAAGUAUUUAUUAUUUUAAACAGGAAGUUGCUUUCUUGAAUAAUUCAAAAUAAUUUGACAAUGGCACAUUGACUCCUUCAGAGUAUGGACCAGUGUGUCAUGUUGAAAAGAGAAGUUUCUGGAACCACUCAGAGUACCCCCUAAGGAUAAAAUAUAAAAUAUAAAAAUAAUUAAGGCCCUUUCCUUGCAGUGGAAAUCAGACAGUAACUACUGUAACUGCAAGUGAGAGGCAUGGGUGAAAGCGUUAGUAACUGGGUUUUCAACAAACUGGAACCCAUCCAGUGGAAGCUUCCCUUCUUAAUAAAACUUUGAACUCAGAGGCUUUGUGGCUAUACUGCUGCCGUUCCUUUGUAGAAAAACUUAAGAUACUAAAUGAUUUUUAAGAGGACAUGACUUUAGGAGGGGUGGGAGGUAGGGGGUGGAGCUGGGACUGGCAAAGGAAGAGAGUAAGGGAUGAAAAUGUUCAAAAUACAUUGUAUGAAAUUCUCAAGAAUAAAAAAUAUAUUUUAAAAAAAUCAAUAUAAAAUAAAACCUGUGACUGUCUAUUUCCAAGUUGACAAGAGUCCAUGUGGCUUCCCUUGCUUUAUGAUAACUAAGUAAAUAACAUAUAUGUACAUAUCUAGUCUUGGAAACAAAUCUAUUUUUAAUAUGUUUUCUUUUUUUAAAAAAUCUGCCUGUAUGUUCAGAGAAUGUUUUAUAUUUGCCACCUAUUUAAAAUAAAAGAAUGGCAAUAAAAAGAGAAUAUUUGUUG
This is a messenger RNA of Mus musculus (house mouse), 1827 nucleotides long. It is a transcript of the gene Gypa, whose product is annotated as glycophorin A. The record is from RefSeq and is marked validated. Gene Ontology annotation, cellular component: membrane. The coding region runs from base 10 to 516 and encodes 168 amino acids. The transcript is spliced from 8 exons. NCBI's taxonomy places the organism in Eukaryota, Metazoa, Chordata, Mammalia, Rodentia, Muridae.